This is a messenger RNA of Angiostrongylus costaricensis, 558 nucleotides long. The record is from the annotation of a GenBank genome assembly. NCBI's taxonomy places the organism in Eukaryota, Metazoa, Nematoda, Chromadorea, Rhabditida, Metastrongylidae.
AUGGGAGGAAUAGCCGAUUAUAUACAUGAAUUACGGCGAGCGGCAUGCGAAGAACUGUGGAACGUCGGCGUAAUAAGGCUAGCAAACAGCAUAAAAUUAUCCGGCAUUAAGAAAGAUACAGUAACCAUGCACUCAGUAGCACUUGCAGGUCACAUAGGACCAGAUGGAACCUGCAAAGGAAUCACGUAUAGUGAUCAGUUCGGAUCGUGGCACGAAGUAAUAGUUCAAGCAACAACCAAAAUCAGUCUUAAACAAAUGAAAGCCUCCGCUGACACAGAAAACGACCAAAUACAUAUGCCUGGAGGAUUAGUAUGCAAAUGGUCUGCGGAAACAUGCAUUGACUUCGAAGCAGGGGAAGCAUAUUGGAGGAAAGUACCGAUCAAUAGAUGCUCACCCCAGCGUCAUGCUGUAAUUUACGAAGGUCUGGCGGUAAUCCUGAACACAACACAUGAAGACCCUUUGCAACCACCAAGCAUAAUACACACAGUCGUACAAGACGAUAAAGUGUUCGCCCUACGUCGAACCGGUCCUUAUCAAGGAUGUGCUAUACCAGCGUGA